Molecule: messenger RNA, 4073 nt
Organism: Owenia fusiformis
Lineage: Eukaryota; Metazoa; Annelida; Polychaeta; Sabellida; Oweniidae
Source: the annotation of a GenBank genome assembly
GAGGGGAGUGUACCUACCAAGUACAGUAUAGAGGCCAGUGAUGAGUAGCAGAACUGCUAUAGAGAGAUUCUGAUUCCGGUUCCUGGAAUGUUGGAGAGCUGGUGAUUAACAAGAUCCACAAGGAAGCAAGACCGUAAAUGUCACUUUUAACAACUUAACCACAUCUCUGCUCUUGAAAGAUCUAGAUGAGUACACAAGGUACGCGCUAGGCCAUAAGAUAUUGGCGGAAAUAUGUAGGAGACCGAGAAAUCGACGAUGGAAAUGAUGGUGUUCAUAACUUGACCUGAAAAUGAGUUGAAAGAAUGGAUAAAAUCAAUAUGUAGAAGUGAUAGUUCAGGUACAACAAAGAAAAGACUUUACGGGUUUAACACACGAUCAGAUUCAGCAAGAAAGGAUAAAGUAUGAGGUUCUGUUCUAAAAUAACAAGAAAGAUGGGUGCUAUAUAUAUUCCUAGUGCUAUCACUAUAUGGGUGAUAGUUAUUAGUUCAUUAGUGCAAUUCGUGACAGUGAUAGCAGAUGUUCACUGUCAUAUGGAAUCAUAUUUUUCAUCACCGUUUGUGACAGCACAAUACCAACAGGUUACCAUGACAACAGGGUGCAGAAGUCGUGAUGUCACAUCUACCUCACAACAGGUUUACGUACUUCAACUUAUCAGUGGGGGGCCUAGUCACGGUCACCAUGGCGCUCAGGUUUCACUCAGUAUUGCACCAAUCAAAUCGGGAAUACACUCGGAUACUUUGAUCUUCGUGCUAAGUUCUCAGAGACGUACAACAUGGAGGAUAUCCAGCAAACACCUCAACUCUACAGUCAAACACAUAUUUAUUGUAAAUCAUGACUCUCGUGUGCGGAAAGUGGGUCGAAUUAACCUAACUGUGGUCAAGCCAUUGGACAUCGCCCCUGGAUCAACAGAGCUUUUGAAAUGGGUUAGGCUGAGGUAUGAUGCUGUUACUGGAUUCUCGGAAAUCAAACAAGCCAAUCACAUUCAACAGUCUGUCGGGAUAGAACCAGAUGCCCCUGCCACAUGUGUAUUGUCAAAUGAACCAUCAUCAAUGACACAAUCACGCUACAUCCAAUCACAAGAUAUUAAGGGCUGUGCUGAUCCUAUGGCAACUGGUGACCUCCACAUCAUUGAAGUGGCAUCCACACACACAAACCCGCUGAAGAUGUCACAGAAUGACAUCACAGUUAACUUGGAUUCAUCAAGAGGAGAGCGCCAUCUGGUGCUGGUUUUGAAGUCACAACAUGGUGUCCAGUGGGUACUACGGUCAAGAAACUUCAAAGGAUCAAUCAUUAUUCUGAGUAACAACAAUGUUGACCACAGUGCACUCCAUAAUGUUGAAAUACAGAUGCGUACUAUGGUUCAAGUACAUUCUGGUCGCAAUUUGAUUCGCUGGAUUGAGGAGCAGUACACAACGAUGCGCUCAUAUUCGUCUAUCUCAGUGGCCAAUCAUAUUGAUUUGGACCUUGGGGAACUGCCAGUUGUUGAAGAGGCCCAUGAUGUUCCAAAAAACCCUAUUCUACCCAUGGAUAGUUUCUUAACCAUGGUGAAUAAGGAUAGGUCAAGGCCGGGGUCCCAUGUCUCUCCUUUUGACUCUGUUAGUAAGACGCAAGUUGCAAUCCAACAGGCCAUUAACAUUCAAUGCGACAAGAGCCAUCUGGUGGUGUCCUUGAGAAAACCCAUUUUACAGAUGAUUGGGAUGGAUGCUGGCCACCUGAGUCUCUCUGAUACAUCAUGCAUUGCAAGGUCAAAUAUGACACACUUCAUACUGGAGUCACCAUUCACUGGAUGUGGUACUAAGAGGAGAGAAGAUGCAGAUGGUGUUGCCUAUGCCAAUUCAAUCAAGGUGUUACCAAUAGAUGAUGAAUACAGUGGUAGCCAUGGCAACCCUCCUGACCACUCAGGAAUGGGAAUGAUGUUCUCUGAUGAUGCAAACACUCACCUUGAUGAUGAAGACUUCCAAGUUGGAGAAACCAUCAAAGUUGCUUUCGAAUGCCUCUUUAAAUCAGACACAGCGGAUGAAAGGAAGACUAUUGAACAACCCAAGCAUCAUAUUCAUCCCAAAUUUGGUCCUAAAUUGCGUGACACUUUGGGAUACUCGCUGGAAGUUUUCACUGAUAAUUUCAACUCACCAGAGAAAAAUUUUCCAAUCUUGCUGCAAGAGAAAGAAAAGAUCAACAUUGAGGCUAGUAUUAAUGCUGAUAAGAGGCUACAUGUUGUAGUUGACACAUGCUGGUUGUCCACUGACCCCUUGGAUACAAGCAAGGAACAUAAGGACCAUACUCCUCCUUUAAUACAAUCUGGGUGCAAACUUGAGGAAAGGACAGAGUGGGAGGAAGGCAACAACAUAGCAAAGAAAAGAUUCAGUUUCCUGUUCUCGAACUACUUGCAUAAUGAUGAGAAAACGUACCUGCAUUGUGAGCUUGGUGUGUGUUCAUCUGAUAGAGACUAUGCAGCACAGCUUUUCAAAACAUGUGUUGCCCCAGAUACAUACUGUCUGUUUAAGAAGAAUGGCAUUAAUGGCUAUGGAAAUACAGCCAAUGGCCACAUGAAGAUAGUUCACCUUGGACCAUUCAUGACUGAGACAGCCAGGAUAAAGUCUCUCCCUCCAGUUAUUGAGACAAAACCAAUUCAGCAUGCUAACACAGAUGACAGCAAGAUUCCCAAUAGGUCAUAUGCCAAGAAUGAUGCUACAUCUCAAAUCAACACAGAUAUAACAGAGAAGUGCCAGUCAGUGAUUAUAAAUGGAGUUGAUACGCCAACUGUUAUAGGCAUCUCUGUAGCAGCUUUCAUAAUAGGAGUUUUGCUAACUGCAGCACUAUGGCUAAUUCACACCCAUACUGGUCCAGGGAAGAUACAGCAACGUAGAAAUCGUGUUCCACGUCGUAUACUCCGAACACCAGAGGGCAGCAGUGAAUCCACACCCAACAGUACAACACCAAUGCAGACGUAGCCAUAGCAACCUCAUUUCAUUAUCAUCAUCAUUAUUACAGAGAAACAUCGGAGCUCUUGGAAUUGUCUAGAAAGAACAAUAUGCUCAUAAAUUAAUCACUCAUCAAUCAGGGGUGUCAGACUAAUUGUCAGAAGAGCCAAAAUUACCCAUCAGUUGAGGGUGUAAUGGCUAUUCCUGGAACAGCUGGGCAUUGCUUUUCAGUUUGAAUUUUGAGGAUAUGUGGCUCAGUUUGAAUAUUGCCAAUACAGAUGCUAUGAUAGACAAUGUAGCAUAAGACUAAGACUGGUAUAAUCCAGAAGAAUCAGCUGAUUUACCUACCUGAGAACACAUAAUUUAAACUCAUCAUUACCCAUCAUGCAUUUUUCAAAAUGGCUGAAACAGGACAGUGUUCUGUGAUAACAUGAUGCGGGUAUAAAGUGUGGUAGCCAAAAGUGCCAUGUCUCACUUAAACAGAACUAGCGGAUUCAGCCAUUUUAGUCAUUAUCGUAAAUUAUUGUAAGAGUCAAAGAUGGUGGGAGUUAGCCCCAACAGUCCCAGCCCCAAUGAUGCAGAAAUAUACCUCAUGGGACUGGGGGGCUCAUUUUGACCACCUACGGGUGAAAUAACCUCAGGAUAUUUAGGUGUUUGGAUAGGUCAACUAGGUUGGUGUAAAAACCACAAAGGGGUCUGUGAGAAGCGGACACUGAAGACCCCUUAGAAACUGUUGACAACUGACCAUAGGGUUGUGUUAAAAAGCUGGUGGGUGUGCCAGAAUUUGGUAGCCAUUAUUGAGUCGGGGAGCGGUGACUUCUAUUAGAAUAUAGAACAUAUCAAUGUUAGGAAAGAAGUAUAGAAACUCAUACCUUCAAAUUUUAGUUCUGUCUUAUACCUCACUACUUCUGUAGAGUGAUCAACUGGUGCGAUAUAUUUAUUUUUGCAUGUAAUUAAUACCCCCCCACACUUCUGUGUUCAUACUACGCAUGAAAAAACUCGAGUACAUUUAAAUCAACAAGAUAUUUUAGUUUCAGUUGAAUUUUCAUAUUUAUUCCUAUCUUGUUAAAAUACUUGAUCCUGUAAGUUUUUAGGAGUCUGUCACACAAAUUCUCUCUUAUUUUAAAAAGUUGAACUUCAAGAUUUUCUGAA